CGAACUUACCAAUACUAUGAUGUGAUGUCACCACCUCAAUUUGGCAUUUUCCAACUGCAUAGAUAUCCAAUUUUCACCCACCCUUCAAACCUUGGUUUUACUCACUCUUCUUCUCCAAUUCUUUAUCUCACACACUUGACAGAGAGAGAUGGGAGAAGAAACAAAAUCAGUGAAUGGGAAAGAUGAAUCAACUGCAGCAGCAGCCGCAGUUUUGCCUGCUGAAGAAAAAGCAGAUUAUAGUGAAAAACCAAUCACUCAAUUUUCAUUGCAGGAUUCUCAAUCAUUAAACUCUAAUCCACCUCCCACUUCUUCAAAUGAUGUGCUUGCAAAAGUGGAGAUUGAGAAGAAAUUAUCUCUUAUCAAAGCAUGGGAAGAAAACGAGAAAACAAAAGCUGAAAACAAGGCACAUAAAAAGUUAUCAGCCGUAGAUGCUUGGGAGAAUACCAAAAGAGCAGCUGUGGAAGCAGAAUUGAAGCAGAUUGAGGAAAAGUUUGAGAAAAAGAAGGCAGAAUAUGCAGAGAAGAUGAAGAAUAAGGAGGCUUUAAUUCAUAAGGCAGCUGAGGAAAAGAGAGCGAUGAUUGAAGAAGAUCGCAGCAAACACUUUUUGAAAGCAGAGGAAAUGGCUGCCGAAUGUCGAACCACAGCCACCAUACCCAAGAUAUCGUGUGCAUGCUUUAGCUUCUAAUUCUACUUUCUCAUCCAUUGCACUUUUAUUUCAUGUUUUAAUUAGGCCUACUUUUGGUUUGUUAUGAUAUUUGGAUCCGUCUGUAUAAAUUAUAACUCGAUCACUUUUUGAAGUUGGAAUUUAUUAUUAUUAUGUUA
Messenger RNA from Salvia splendens (bonfire salvia), 822 nucleotides. RefSeq names its product remorin. The transcript has 4 exons. The record is from RefSeq and is a predicted model, not a curated record. Lineage: Eukaryota; Viridiplantae; Streptophyta; Magnoliopsida; Lamiales; Lamiaceae. The coding region runs from base 149 to 685 and encodes 178 amino acids.